This is a messenger RNA of Rhineura floridana, 3780 nucleotides long. RefSeq names its product anillin, actin binding protein (gene ANLN). Gene Ontology annotation, biological process: mitotic cytokinesis; actomyosin contractile ring assembly; septin ring organization. The record is from RefSeq and is a predicted model, not a curated record. Gene Ontology annotation, cellular component: actomyosin contractile ring. The coding region runs from base 237 to 3467 and encodes 1076 amino acids. Lineage: Eukaryota; Metazoa; Chordata; Lepidosauria; Squamata; Rhineuridae. The transcript has 24 exons.
ACCGCAUGCGGAGUUCCGGUUGACAGAGGAAGUGGUAAUUCUCCGUCGAGUGUUUCGCUUACGUAAUUGGGCUGGGCGGAGCUGGCUCGGUGGGUGGGGCUCAUGAGCGUUGCGUGGCUGGGCUGCAGCAGGCGCUGAAAUUCAAAUCUGAAGGGCGGUUAUCGUUGCCCAGGCUCAAGCCAGAGGCAGCUUUGGAGCAGACGCAGUGAGGGGCUUCGGUAGCAGUACCUGCAGAGAUGGACCCCUUCACCGAGAAACUUCUAGAGAGAACCCGUGCCAGGAGAGAGAAUUUACAGAAGAAGAUGGCUGGUCGGCCCACAGUAGGAGUGCGACCUACAACACAAACAAAAAGGAGCAGAGAACCUUUGUCAGAAGCUGGUAACCAACCACAUCAGCCUAGUGAAGAAGCAAAGCCAGGUACAAAGCCAUCACCAUCCAAAAGACGUUGUUCAGACAAUGUGGAGGUUCCACUUCCUAAUUCAGAGAAUGGGUAUCCAAUGGGCUCACCUUUCAUAGACAACGUUCUUCCUGAAAUGGCUCCUACCUCUCAUCAUGUUGCCUCAUCCAUCGAGACUGAAGAGCAGGACCAUAAAUCAGAACCAACUUCUGUUGCUUCAGUUAAAACACGUAUGCAAAAACUAGCUGAACAACGGCGCUGCUGGGACAAUGGUUCAUCUGAAAGUUCUUGUAUAUCUCCCAUCCAAACAAAAGAAUUUAUCGUUUCCCCACCCAAACAACGACCCCUUAAAACUGACACCCCAAUAGGGCGAAGAGGCCGUUUAGCUAAUCUUGCUGCUACAAUUGGCUCCUGGGAAAAUGACCUAAGUCAUCCAUCUGCAAUGCAAAACAGUACACAAGAACAGCCUGGUACUACUUGUUUAUCCAAAUUGUUCACUACAAGUGAAGCAUCUGCUAGAAUCAAUAGCGGCAGUGUGAAGCAGGAUGCUGCAUCCUAUUCGCAAAGGACUGUUGAGUCAUCUGUGAAUAAGAAAUUGGGAGCUAAUAAUUGUGUAACAAAAUCCUCUUGGAUAACUAGCAAUCAUUCUAAAGAAACUGAGGAACCAAAACAACUGCCACAAGAAAAGGCCAACCUUAAGCCAUCACUGAAACCAGCAUUAUCUCAACCACUUUCUGCCAAAGAAGAGCGAAUCAAGGGAACACAUGUACAAACUGAUAAGGAUAAACCAACUACACCAGGAGGACCAGGCAUUAAGCCUUUUCUGGAGCGUUUUGGAGAGCGUUGUCAGGAGCAUAGUAUACAAAGUCCUGUUACUACUGGAGGACACAGAACUCCCAUUAUCACUCCAAAUACAAAGACAAUCCACGAAAGACUCUUUAGACAGAAUGAAGCAUCCUCUACUGCCAGUCUAGCACAGCAGCUCAAACAGGAACGUGAAAGAGAGCUUGCAUGCAUUAGAGGCCGCUUUGACAGGGGCAACUUGUGGAGUGCUGAACGAGGAGAUAACUCCAAGAAAAAAUGCCCAGAAACAAAAUUGGAGGGUCUGACUCAAACUAAAUCGAAGCUCCUCCCCAGUUCAGAUACCAACUCCCAGUUAUCAGAAGAAAAGGCCGCAGCACUUAAAGAAGUAGAAGGCAUCUCUUUUGGAACUUCAGAAUACGAAAAGAUAGAAGAAAGUCCUCUGAAAAUCUUUUCACCGCAUACUCCUGUAAAAGCACAGUCCACCACGAACCUUGAGCAACUUCCUGACAAGCAGAACGACAAAGAACACGAAACUGAGGCAAAUGACGAGAUGGAUAGUUCAAAGGUGAUAAAUGACAUCUUUGAUGAAGUUCUUCAAGAGGAUGGGCCUGAUAUAGAGAAACUUAAAAAAGAGAUGAGUAUGACCUUAGAAGCUGACAGUGAAGAUGAACAGGAAGAACCACUGAAUAUUUCAUCAAUGUCCCUCCUAACACCUUUAACAGAGUCUGUUGCUGUUGUAAGUCCAGAGGUUUCUGCUUCCCCUAGCAAAUCAGUUGAUGAGGGAAGCAAUGCAAGCAAUGAUAGUCCAAAGUCCAACAAGUUUCAAAGAACAUCUGUUUGCAGAACUGAGUCUGGAAGCAGCAUUGGGUCCUUGUCAGAGGAGCGUAAUCUUCUGUAUAGUAUUGAUGCCUAUCGAUCUCAGCGAUUUAAAGAAAUGGAUCGUCCUUCAAUAAAGCAAGUAAUUGUUCGUAAAGAAGAUGUUUCUUCCAGACUUGAGGAAAAAAGGAAUGGAACAUCUGAUCAAAUUAACAUUAAACACAAAUUGCAGGAACUGAAUAAUGAAAUCAAUCUGCAACAAACAGUCAUACAUCAAGCCAGCCAGGCUCUGAAUUGUUGUAUUGAUGGGGAGCAUGGAAGAGGCUCACAAGAAGAAGCUGAAGCUGAGAGACUACUUCUCAUUGCAACUGAAAAAAGGACAGCAUUAUUGGAAGCACUAAACAAACUAAAAAACGAAGGGUCCCAAAGCAAGAAGGUUAAAGCUGAAUCCAUGCCUAGCGGUGUUUCUCCAUCCAGGGGAUCUGUUACUCUGUCAGAAAUGCAUCUUCCUCUGAAAGCAGAUUUUGUAUGCAGUACUGUCCAGAAAUCAGAAACAGCAAACUACUACUACAUAAUAAUGUUAAAAGCAGGAGCAGAAAACAUGGUUGCUACACCGUUAGCAAGUACUACAAAUUCCCUGAAUGGAGAUGCCCUUACUUUUACAACAACUUUUACACUGCAAGAUGUGUCCAGUGAUUUCGAGAUAAAUGUUGACGUUUAUAACUUGGUACAGAAGAAAGAAUGCACAGGUAUUGAUAAAAGGAAAAAGUCAGCUAAAUCAAAGGCUAUUACUCCAAAGAGAUUGCUGACAUCUAUUACUACUAAAAGCAACCUUCUUGCACCAGCCAUGGCCAGUCCAGGUGGACCCAAUGCUGUACGCACAAGUAACUUUGUUCUUGUUGGUUCACAUACAGUUUCAUUGUCUUCAGUAGGGAGUACCAAAUUUUUGUUGGACAAGGUUCCUUUUUUAUCUCCUCUGGAAGGCCAUAUAUAUCUGAAGAUUAAAUGUCAAAUAGAUUCUUGUGUGGAGGAGAGAGGGUUUUUGACUAUGUUUGAAGAUGUUAGUGGGUUUGGGGCUUGGCAUCGGCGUUGGUGUGCUCUUUCUGGAAACUGCAUUUCCUAUUGGACUUACCCAGAUGAUGAAAAACGAAAGUAUCCAAUGGGCUCAAUAAACCUGGCAAACUGUACGAAUCGUCAGAUCGAACCAGCCAACAGGGAGUUCUGUGCUCGGCCCAACACGUUUGAGCUAAUUACUGUUAGGCCUCAGAGAGAGGAUGACAAGGAAACACUAGUUAGCCAGUGCAAAGACACACUGUGUGUUACCAAGAACUGGUUGUCUGCUGAUACUAAAGAUGAGCGCAAUCUGUGGAUGCAGAAACUCAACCAAGUUCUUAUUGACCUUCGGAUGUGGCAGCCUGAUGCUUGCUAUGUGCCUAUUGGAAAGCCUUGAAACAUGGGGACGAUUUCCCAUAGGAGCUUGCUUACAAAGCCAGAUGCAGGCUACGCUGUGCUCUUAAUGUAAACUUUUAUAUAAGGCCUUUUGGGAUUAUGCAUUACACUUCAUGCUUUAAAAUCUGGAGGGGGAUAUUCUGUUGUACGAGGCUCCUUGCUGCAUUCAGAGCUUUAAAUCAUCUAGCAUUGCUAUAUGAUACGUAGCUGUGCUUUGAAGCUCUGUUUGACUGUGCUAAAUACUUUUUGUAUAUAAUGCUUCUUGAAAUCUAUAGGGCAUAAACAAUUAAAGUACCAGUCUAUAUUAAUCAAAA